Molecule: messenger RNA, 1186 nt
Organism: Owenia fusiformis
Lineage: Eukaryota; Metazoa; Annelida; Polychaeta; Sabellida; Oweniidae
Source: the annotation of a GenBank genome assembly
AGUAAGAGCUGAGGAUAGUGGAAAAGUUGAUGGUAUUAAAACAAGCACAUUGUCGUAUACAGUCACAAUCACUGAUGUAAAUGACAACACACCUGCAUUCAACCCUGCUGCGUAUGUAUUCACAAUUGAGGAAGACAGUUCUACUGGAACCACGGUUGGAACAUUAACAGCCACUGAUAUUGACGAUGGGGCCAAUCAAGAUCUUUCAUAUACCAUUACUUCAGGCAACACAGAUAACAUAUUCAGAGUUGACAAAAUUAUUGCUACGCAAGUUGCUGAAUUAAUCAUUGAUGAUAGCACCAAUUUGGAUUAUGAAGCAUCACAGAAAUAUUCAAUGGUGUUAACAGCAACUGAUAGGGGGUCAUUAUCUUCAACAGCACGAAUUGAGGUAAUUAUUCAUGGCAUAAAUGAGGAAACACCUGUCUUUAUCCCUUCAAGUGUGUACACGAGUACAAUUGCUGAAUCAUCAGCCCCUGGUUCUGUAAUAAUGACAGUUUCCGCAACAGACGGUGAUAUUGGGAAAGAUGGAGAUGUAUUUUAUACUCUUGUAUCAGGUGCAUCAGGAAAAUUUUCAAUAGAUUCAAUUUCCGGGGAUUUAAAAAUAAUUUCCAAAUUGGAUUAUGAAACACAAAUAGCCUAUACCCUACUAAUUUCAUGUGCAGACAAUGGUAUAAAUCCAACGGCAUAUACAUCAACUGGCACAGUGAGUGUUUUCAUAACCGAUUCAAAUGAUGAGGCUCCUGUUUGUACUCAAAAUUCAUAUGUAGUAAGUCUUUCAGAGAAUACAUCACCUGGGGAUGUUAUAACCACAUUGAUGUGUUCAGAUACAGAUGGGACAUCACCAAACAGGGAUCUGUUAUAUGAGAUGACUAGUGGCGACGCAACAUUUUUCGGAAUUAAUAUGAAUCAAUUAGUUGUUUGGACUGGAGCUUCAUUUGACUAUGAAUUGGUCAAAACUUUCUCCGUUACCAUCAAAGUUAAAGACCAAGGAGUUCCUCAACAUUUUGCAAUGGUUGAAGUAACAGUGCAAAUAUCUGGAGUUAAUGAGCAUCCUCCAGUAUUUUCGGCAGCAAUAUAUAAAAUAUCUGUAAUAGAAGAUGCUGCAAUCGGUACAUCUAUUGGAAGGAUAAUUGCUACAGAUGCGGAUGAGGGGACCGAUGGGGAUGUGAGGUUCACAAUCUCUAAU